UGCUUGCUCCUCAGGAAGGAGGGCUUGCAGCCCUGCACUGUCACUGACCUCUGCAGGGAACUCAUGACCAAGCCUGGCUGCAUGGGCUAUGCACUGUCACACCAGCUCCUCUAUUUCCUGUUUGCCAAAAUGAAAGGAUGGUCAGAUGGCCUGUUCCCCAAAUCCAAACACUAUGUGGAUAUUUUGUGUGCUAACAUGACGGAAUUGAACUUGGAAACUGAAGAAAGUUAUGACUCAUUCCAUCUUCUUUCCUCAGUCAUGUUCUGUGGACUUUCUGGGUACUCAGAUUUCUACAAGGCUAGAUGGCUACAGGCUAUUCUCACCUGGCAGCGACCUGUGGAGGGAUGCUUUGGGAAGCCUUGUGAAAGGCAGGAUACACUUGUAAAAAUUCAUAUUAAAGAAUUUCACCUGAUAUUCCUCUUUAUUUUUCUUUCACCAGAUGACAAUAGAAAACAAUUAUCCAGAGUUAGUGAAGAUGAACAACAAUCAUUGAGAAGAGUUAAGAGGAGAGAGAAAGGAUUUGCAGAUGGGUGUUCUUCCCACAAAACAGCUGUGGCAGUUGCAGUCUUGGGUGGCUUCCUUUAUUACUCUGCAGUGCAUUCACCAACCAUCACCAAGACUCAUUAA
Monodelphis domestica (gray short-tailed opossum) is the source of this 627-nucleotide messenger RNA. Lineage: Eukaryota; Metazoa; Chordata; Mammalia; Didelphimorphia; Didelphidae. The record is from RefSeq and is a predicted model, not a curated record.